AGGGCAGUAUAGGACACGGAAAGGCCUCAGUGCGCCGUAAAGUAAGUGUUGUUAUUAUGUGUCUGCCGCAGACUUGGCAUUCUGGCUAGAAAGGCAGCAACGUUCCCUCUGCUUCAUUCAUAUCUCCUGUUCAACAGAUGUCACAGCUGCCUGGGCAGUGGCCCACAGGCGGUGUUUAUCCAGCAGCCAGAACCUUCAUCUGUGCCGGCCCCCAGGUCAAGAUCUACCGUGGCUCAAAGACCUCCACCACAGCCAUCACCACCAAGGACCAGAGGACCAGCAUCACUACAGCAGCCUCCACCUCCAUCUGUGCCUGCCAUAAGAUUAAGAUACACCUCGGUACAAAGGCCUCCACCACAGCCAUCACGAUCAACCCAGCCAGCAAAGAAGUCUCGCCUAGCACACGUACCUCCCACACAGCCACCAGCAUCAACCCGGGACAAUCCCACCUACCUCCCUCCGACACAGCCACCAGCAGCCCAUGCACCAUCACCCCCACCUACACAGCAGCCAGCCCCACUGUCUUGGAAGACGGACAAAGACCAUGACACUGCUCCCCCUGUCUUUACAUGUAUAAUGAAUAGUUGGUUGAAAAAGUUCUGAUAUUGUAAAUAUUGAAAUUUUACAGUUUCUUAUGUUAACAUAAAUAGUUGGUUGAAAAAAAAGUUGUAAUGCUCAAUUUGUAUUUGUACACAUCACAUGAACCUCAGUAUGGAAUAUGAAGUCAUGAAUCAGUCCUGAUGUAACUUUUCUGUGGUGAAAGUAGAGUGAUAGAACAAUUUUACUUACUCCAAAUUCUAAUUUACACAUUUUCAUUUUAGACAUGAAUAACACAUUUAUGUAGGCCUAUAGUGUAAUUCAUAUAUUUCACUACUUUUGUGAACCAAAGACUUUGGUGAACCAAAUCUGAAACACCAAAAUAAAAGGAGGACAUGAGUAAAUCUGUGUUUCACAA
Molecule: messenger RNA, 955 nt
Organism: Trematomus bernacchii (emerald rockcod)
Lineage: Eukaryota; Metazoa; Chordata; Actinopteri; Perciformes; Nototheniidae
Product: mucin-2-like
Exons: 2
Coding region: 138-548 (136 amino acids)
Source: RefSeq, a predicted model, not a curated record